Paramormyrops kingsleyae is the source of this 1830-nucleotide messenger RNA. It is a transcript of the gene coro1a, whose product is annotated as coronin, actin binding protein, 1A. Gene Ontology annotation, biological process: cell migration; actin filament organization. Gene Ontology annotation, molecular function: actin filament binding. Lineage: Eukaryota; Metazoa; Chordata; Actinopteri; Osteoglossiformes; Mormyridae. The record is from RefSeq and is a predicted model, not a curated record.
UUCCUCCAUCACUUAAAAAGGUCUUAUCGGGGCUACCGGCACACAAUCUCUCCUUCUCGCAGUCUCCCUUUUGACGGAUCCACGUCAGCCCGGACCGGUGCCUCUCCUCCCGUUUGACAGCAGUCCAUCAUGUCCAGGCAAGUGGUCAGGAGCAGCAAGUUUCGCCACGUCUUCGGACAGGCGGUGAAGGCUGAUCAGUGCUACGAUGACAUCCGCAUCUCCCAGAUGACCUGGGACAGCACCUUCUGCUCCGUCAACCCCAAGUUCGUGGCCAUGAUCGUGGAGGCCAGCGGUGGAGGGGCUUUCAUGGUGCUACCCCUGAGUAAGACGGGCCGUAUCGACAUGUCCUACCCAACCGUGUGCGGUCACAAAGGCCCGGUCCUGGACAUUGAGUGGUGCCCUCACAAUGACAACAUCAUUGCCAGCGGCUCAGAGGAUUGCACCGUCAUGAUUUGGGAGAUCCCAGACGGGGGCCUGACUACCCCACUGAGAGAGCCUGUGGUGAAGCUGGAGGGCCACUCUAAAAGAGUGGGCAUCCUUAGCUGGCACCCCACGGCCCACAACGUGCUGUUGACUGCUGCCUGUGAUAAUGUGGUGAUCCUGUGGAAUGUGGCAUGCGGUCAGGCCAUGGUGCAGAUCGACAGCGUGCACACCGACCUCAUCUACAGCGCCUGCUGGAAUUUGGAUGGAUCACGUAUCCUGACGUCCUGCAAGGACAAGAAACUGCGCUUGCUGGACCCCCGCAAGGGCACUGUCAUUGCGGAGAAGGAGAAGCCCCAUGAAGGCCACCGGCCCGUAAGGGCAGUGUUCGUGUCCGAGGGCAAGAUCCUGACCACUGGGUUCAGUCGUAUGAGUGAGAGACAGGUGGCACUGUGGGACCCAGCUAGUUUCUCAAAGGCCCUCACCUUACAAGACCUGGACACGAGCAGCGGGGUCCUGCUGCCAUUCUUUGACCCUGACACCGGAAUCAUCUACCUCUGUGGAAAGGGAGACAGCAGCAUUCGGUACUAUGAAGUGACGGACGAAGCACCCUACGUGCACUACCUGUCCAUGUACAGCAGCAAGGAGAGCCAGAAGGGCAUGGGCUACAUGCCCAAGAGAGGUCUGGAGGUCAACAAGUGCGAGAUCGCCAGGUUCUACAAGCUCCACGAGCGGAAGUGUGAACCCAUCGUCAUGACCGUACCUCGAAAGUCUGACCUAUUCCAGGAAGACCUUUACCCAGAUACGAUUGGCCCUGAACCUUCAGUGGAGGCCUCUGAUUGGUUUGCAGGCAAGGAUGGCAAACCAAUCCUCAUCUCUUUGAAAGACGGCUUUGUGGCAACUAAAACCAAAGAGUUCAAAGUUCACAAGAGUCUUCUCAGCACCACAACGUGCAGCAGUGGAAACAGGAACGGCGACAGUGCGGAUCUGCGCUCCAUCCAGGAGGAACUGAAACAGCUGAAGGCGACAGUGGCGGACCUGACUCAGAGAGUCAGCGAGCUGGAGAGCAAGUAACGAGACAGAGAGGGAGCAAGGAAGGGAUAGAAGGGACAACAUAAGCUGUGUAAAAAAUGUGUGGUGGAGCAGUAGGCGUGGUGAUGUGGCAGGAACUUGUAUAGCUUAGCUGAGAAAAGCAUGACAGUAUUUUACCAAGCGGUAACAUUUAUUUCACAGGCUGAAGUUGUCAUCGUUUUUGACAGAGAUUUGGUUCCAAGUAUGUCAUAUGUUUCUUGUUCUGUAGUUUCAUUCAUUUAUUGGUUUCAAGUCAAUACAAUUAGGUUUUAAUAUAAUAGGAUAAUGCUGUUUUUUUUUGGAAAAAUCAAAAUAAAGUUUUCAGAACAUUUUUCAACA